Molecule: messenger RNA, 3214 nt
Organism: Cygnus olor (mute swan)
Lineage: Eukaryota; Metazoa; Chordata; Aves; Anseriformes; Anatidae
Exons: 3
Coding region: 1952-3025 (357 amino acids)
Source: RefSeq, a predicted model, not a curated record
AGCAGUAGAUCUCCAUUUACAGGAUGUUAUUGGUGUGGAUCACUCCAGGAGGUGUGAAAUCAUCACUAGGAAACUUAAAAAAUAUUAGACACAGGCCCAUUGGAAAUGGCGUGGCUGCGCUGACCCCGUCCUGGGGCAGGGGGAUGGGCAAGACGAGGUCUCCCAGUGCCUCCCAACCUCUUUCUCUGGAUCCUGCGGCUCUGCGGUGCACAAGAGUCAGCCCCGAGGAGCUAACCCCUCCGAGUCGUCUCCGAGCUGGUCUCCCCCUGCCUGGCACCACAGCACAGAGGCUCCGGGGCGGUACGGCUGCGUUUCAGCCCCCCACCUUCUCAUCCAAAUAAUUGUCAUGGUAGCAGGUGCAGGAGCCGUGGGCCAGAGGGAGAUCUUUAUUCAAAGCAAUGUAUGUUAACGUCUCCAAAAGCUUUUAACGGACGCCAUUAUUCCCACCCUGAGAAUCGAUGCAUUUUAAUUCCCUCCGAGCUAUUUGUUUGGCUUUGCUUCUGUUUUUCAAACACGCAAGACACGUUUAACAAAACAAGGGAGCCCUGCAAGAGAGACAGCGCAUUGCAUUUUCCCUUGAAACUACUGGAAGUUCAUUUUCAAAGCAGGGCAGUUUUCUUGGAAUCAAUGCAUAUCAACCAAAAUCAAUAGUUACUUUACGCAGAUGGGCUGAGACACCUAAGUGAUAGCACUCUAUGGCAUUGGUAUCCAAAUCUAUAUGUUUUCAACAAGUCAAUGCAUUUUAGCAGCUGCUACUGUCUUUUCACUUAAAAAUAAUCCGAUUGCAGAUAAUACCGUCCCUUUCCACUGAGUCCAGCCAUACCCUCCGUAUAUUUACCGAUGCCAACAAACAUUUAUCGAAUCAAAACCUUUCCAUUUCCAGCUUUCUACACCCCAACCCGCUCUCCGCAGACAGGAGCUCCAGUUGCCCCUUCUCUCCACGUGGCUGUCCAGAUGCGGGCUGGCACCAGCCGGGCUGGGCCACAAGCCUUGGGCACGCCAGGGAGACACCACAGCGUGCAGGACAGCACCCACGGUGCCUUCCCAAAUGCUUUUGCUCCAAGCCCCUGCAGGAUGGGGACCAGGAAGCCCAGGGGGCACCAGCAGCUGUCUGAGCCCCGGCUGAGGCUCAGACAUUUACAAACCAACACAAAUCCUGCAGUUAACACUGAGCCCUGAUAGUUCACUCCUCCUCUCAAUCUGGGAUGAAAACCACUGCUGAACAGGCACUCCAGCUCUUGACCACUUACAUUUCUACUGACAUUUGAUAAGCUUUUUCAUCUGGCUUUGCUCUUCUGUAGUGCAAUCACCAGCAUGUCCAGGUGCGCUGGCAUGAAAGGCAGCAUGUAAGCAUAUUUUUGCAGGACAGAGACAUUCAAUUUAGUUAAAAGGCUCUGCCAAGUGCAGUGCCUUUAAGAAGAGAGAACUGUGAGUCCCACUCGUCCCAGAUACUCGGGGAGAACUCCAGACAGGGAGAUCGGCCAGGGUGAGUUAUUUCCAUCAAAUGCUUCUGUGAUGUUCAGAGGGAGGCAUUUUCCUCUGCUUUUUUUCUGUUCCUCUUGCUGUAUGCAAAUCGCUGUUCUCUGUGAGUUAUUAGAUAACAAAGGGCUGUUUUCUCUGCAGAGACUUGCUUGUGUCUGAACCUUGUGAGAAGGAUAAUUAAGGAAUGCCGCAGGAAGCUGCACGGAGGAUCAUUUCCACCCCUUCCCCAGCGCAGUCUCAAGGAGGAAGCUACAAGAAAUUUCCUCCCAGCUGAAACACAGUGGACCAGGGGCAACAGAAGCAGGAUGGGUGCCUGAUUUGUGGGGGGUGUACCAGCAGCCCCAGGUCAGCCCCACGGGCGCAUGCAGUUGCCUGUUUCUUGCUUCCAAAGGUGGCCACAGCCCCGGCUGCCCCAUCGCUGCCAGCAGCAGGGCCACGAGCGGGACGUCCCGUGCUGGGGCUGUGCCAUAUGGGUGCUUCUAGCACACAGCAACAUGGGCAAACCAGGCACCCAGCCAUACCACCAGCUAUUUUCUGGCUAAUUGCUGUCCCCACAAACACCCCCAGCCCGGAGCGUGCAGGACUCUGGACGUUCACCACGACUUCUUUCUUUGGACAAAAGCAAGGCAAGAGGCAGUGCCACAACGUGCUGGAGCCGUGCAGCAUCCCUGCUCCGCGCCACACGGGGACAUGCACAGCCCCGGGCUGCCACCAGAGCCUCCCUGCAGCCAGCUGCCCCCGGAGCCCGGUCCCCCCUCGCAGGCAUCCUGGAGGCCCGGCACUGCUCGCCACCGGCCGUGUUGCCAUGGAGAAGAUUUCUGUGCCACCAGCGACACAAAGGAAAUUACACUUUCCCUGGGAUGCAGCGCUAAUGAGGAGGAGGACGAGAAGAGUGGGGAAAGGGCUGGCUCGCUUCCUUUCUUUCGCUCUUUAUUUCUUGCAGGAGGAAACGAUAAAAAAAAAAAAAAAGACAAACAAGAAGGCAGAGUGGGGUGGGAGGGGCUCAGCCUCUCCCCUGCCAAAUGACGGAGCCGUUAGCAGCAGAGCGGGAUUUGUGUGCUCCUUCCUGUGCAACGAGGCCCCGCUGGGCGAUGGCAGCGAAGCAGCACGCUCGCUGCGAGAGCCAAAGCAACAGACCUUCAAACCUACUCUUCCCCAUCCAUUACACCUCCGUGGGAGCCCGACGGGUGAGGCGCGGGGUGAGCUGCAGGAACAGCCUCGCCAGCACCUCCAGCACCUUCCCCGAGUCCUGUGUGGGAAUGGCCACGCUGUGGCUGCCUUCAGACAUCCUCUCUCUGAAGCUUGCCCUGGUCUUCUCCUGCCAUUAGAGCUCUGGUUGCAUCUGCUGCCACCAGCAGCAAGCACAGAACAACACAAGGGCAGCGCACCUGCACGUUACCACCAACACCGCAGCGCUCUCACCACUGAACCUUGGUUCAGGCUGGACACGGGGGAAGAGCUCGCACCGGGUGGUGGAGGAGGACGAGCUGGGGCAGCGGCUGGAGCACGAAAUGCUUCCAGGGUGCUCGAGCUGUGGAGCUGAGCCCUGCUGGGCAGGAUGCGACCCAGACAGAUGAUGCACGCACCCUGGCCAAGGCAUCACCCGCAGUUCCCCGCUCCCACACGACGCCCACAGUGGGAAUUUGUUCCUGCAGACCAGGUAUUGCAUUGCUGCCAUGCCCACGUGGAGCUGGAAGACAGAGGACGUGCAUGCCGGGCUGGGUGCUGGCCC